UACAUUGACAACCUUAAUGGCUACAGACGUAGAAAACGGUGGAAAUUUGACAUAUUCAAUUGCAAGUGGAAACACCCACACUGAUUGGGCAAUUAGCAGCGCUGGUGUAAUUACUACAGCAAAUACAUUAGCGGCUUCUACAACCGGAGGAUAUUCCCUGGUUCUCAACGCUGCAGACAGUUCUCUGACUGAAACUGCAACGGUUUGGAUCGUUGUUACUUCAUGUUGCGGAGCAACCGCAGGCUUGGCUGGCUUCAUAACAUUGGACAUUGUUGAUGGUUUUAACAGCGCAUAUGUAUUAACUGAGGAUGCAUUUCAAAAUGACAUUAUUGCUACCGCUCCUUCAUCAAACAAUAAACAUUGCUUGACUACAGGCAAAUAUUUAUAUGAGAUCAAGUUAACUUUCAGAGAGAGGAAAUAUAACUUCUCUGGUCGCAAUCAGAAAGCAUAUUGUAGCCAACUCCUUAGACAAUAUAUUCCCGCAGACAAGAAUCUACUUAUACCUCAGAAGUCUGAAUAUUCAAAAGCCUCCCCUGAAAACAACAUGAUGAAAACUAAGAACAACUGGUACCAAAUGUUAAUAUGUACUAAUGUGGCCUGA
Mercenaria mercenaria is the source of this 601-nucleotide messenger RNA. RefSeq lists its product as uncharacterized. The record is from RefSeq and is a predicted model, not a curated record. Gene Ontology annotation, cellular component: membrane. Gene Ontology annotation, molecular function: calcium ion binding. The coding region runs from base 17 to 601 and encodes 194 amino acids. Gene Ontology annotation, biological process: homophilic cell-cell adhesion. The transcript has 3 exons. Lineage: Eukaryota; Metazoa; Mollusca; Bivalvia; Venerida; Veneridae.